Molecule: messenger RNA, 1632 nt
Organism: Symbiodinium sp. CCMP2592
Lineage: Eukaryota; Dinophyceae; Suessiales; Symbiodiniaceae
Source: the annotation of a GenBank genome assembly
AUGGGCUCUGAGACUGGGGUUGUCGCAGCCCACACGCUUGAUGAUGUCAUGAAGCGACGAAGGGAGGUCUGCGCAGAGUUCGAGUCCCAGCCUGUUGCCACAACAGCAGAUGCAACGUGUGCAAUCAAGAACGGAUACAGCUGGAAUCCCAACUCCUCUGCCUCUGACUCAACUCAGAGGAGGCAGCCAACCUCCGACAUGCAACUGCAAUCGCUGCUUUCCGAAAGGCGUGGGAGAUGCCAUGUUCUAGAAAGCAGCCCAGCCCCGGUAAUUGCAGACGCUCUGUGGAAUCGGGCGCCAGCGCCCGUACAGGAGGACCAACAUUGCGGGACAACUGCCACGGAGCAUGCAAUGGGUCUGCGAUCAGAAGAACGUCAGCAAGACCUCGAUGACCGCUCAACUCCACCGCCAUCCAUGCUUUCUCGAGAUUGUGGCAUGGAUGGCAUGGAAGGGCCUUUAGAACUCAAGUGGUCCAGCUGGUUUGAUACACUACAGGUGGCCGGAUCUCCGCAAGGCCCUGAUCAAUCUGAGAAGGCAUCAGCUGCCACGGCGCGCUUGCUGCAGCUCAUGUCCUGGCACGAUGACACCACGGCCACAGGCCUACACAGGAGCCUUGCCGAAGCAUUCGUGAGCAAGCAUCUUUCCUUCCUCGGUUUCGAACAAGACCAUUUGGACGCAGUCAUUGUCAUCCUUCUGCGCUACCACAGCCCAGCAAUGCUGCCCAGACUUGUCGGACCAGUUCCUUCGACAGAGACGGGUGAGACUACUAGGGGCUUGCUUGAUCAAGUGGCUUCCAGCCCGGUGCUCGAUUUACUUCUGGGCAGGGCGUGCAGGUCCGGAUUAGAAAGCAAAGACACCUCUGCUGCAGUGGCGCUGCUGCAGAUCUGCGAUGAAACGGUGCGAAGUGGAAGUGAGAUAAUUCUUGUGUUUGUCAUCGUCGCAGUAUUGGCUAGUCCUGACUUGUCUCUAUCGGACAGCAAGUCUGCGCUUCUUCUGUGGAGUUCGGCAGAAAGCUUCUUGGCUUCGACUCCUCGCUCGAUGCUUGGAAGCUUGACGGCUGGGGCGCGUGACCAGGCCCUCCGUCUGCCCGUUGGUUCCGUUGCGGCCGAUGAGAUUCUCCAUCAUGUCUAUGAGCGUCCAGACGGCCAGUGGCGACUUGUUGUUGUAGACAUCCGAGACUCAAGUUUGUCCAGUCUCCCAGUCUGUUUGCGAUUGCCGGCAGCCUCGAAUUUCGAAGAGUUUGCAGCGAACCUCCCAUCCGAGCAUGCCCUUCACUUCUGCAUCAUUGCGGAUGAUCCGUUGGAGGCCUUGAAGCUUUGCCUCCACAUUUCAGGACCCGGUGGGGCCUGUCGACCCCACAUAUCGCUGGCUGAAGGUGGCUGGCGGGCAGUGGAAGAGCUGGCGCUAGCCCUAGGCCUCGAGCUUUUGCCAGGAGGCAGGGAAUGCCCUGAGAUAGACGAGGCUGGCAACGGUCACGGAAUUGCCGGUACAGUAGUUGAAGUUGCCGAACAUGUGGCAUCGCUAACAUCUGUGGCAGCAUCAGUAGCUUUUAGAGGUGCUUUCUGGGCCACAGGUGUCCAUGCAACAAAGCAUGGGGCUGAGAUUUAUGCCGAUGAAUUAAUGGAAGUGUGA